This is a messenger RNA of Oncorhynchus tshawytscha (Chinook salmon), 1749 nucleotides long. RefSeq names its product elongator acetyltransferase complex subunit 6 (gene elp6). The coding region runs from base 410 to 1213 and encodes 267 amino acids. Lineage: Eukaryota; Metazoa; Chordata; Actinopteri; Salmoniformes; Salmonidae. The transcript is spliced from 7 exons. Gene Ontology annotation, biological process: tRNA wobble uridine modification. Gene Ontology annotation, cellular component: elongator holoenzyme complex. The record is from RefSeq and is a predicted model, not a curated record.
CAGAUUGUCCCUCUCUUCGUGCAGUAGAAACUACGGUCGUGUAUCAUGCUACUUUUUCACAACAAACAUUCGGAAAAAGAAAUAGCUAUGAAUAGGGAAUUGUUUUGAACAUAUUCAAUUAAUGUAGUUAUUAUUGAUGAAAAGGUACUUUGAGUUGUUGUGAUUUGUCCUGGAUAACGCAAAAAAAAAAUCGUGUCAACAAUCUAGCCAACUUCAUAGCCUCCCUCGACAGUCUGCACUACUACUGUAGCUAGCUAAAUGUACUUUCCUGGUAGUGUUAAGCUUUCAUAUGUAAAGACAUUGGUUAAGAUAUCUAGCUAGCUAGAUAAUACUUUAUUAAUAGCUAACUAGCAACUCACCAGAAGACAUCAAAAGAUUCGUAUGAGAUAAAUCUUCAUCCCUUCUCAAGAUGUUUGCAGAGCUCAACAGUAUUCUCAAUACUAGUCCUGACAGCUUCAAGCCGGGAGAGUUUAUUUUAGUGUCUGACAAACAUACAGACGCGUCCUUCCUCAUUCACCAUUUCCUCUCCUUUUAUUUACGAGCGGGCUGUAAGGUGUGUUUCCUGGGUCUUGUGCAGUCCUUCAGUCACUACAGUGCAAUCAGUCAACGGUUGGGUGUGAGUUUGACCCAGGCAAGGGAGAAAGGGCAGCUGGUGUUCCUAGAGGGACUAAAGGAAUCCUUGGGGGUACUGCUUCAGGCCAGCAAAGGAACCCGGACAAUGGACUUCCUCAGAGAUCCCAGUUCCGGCCUGCGGGGUCUAUAUGACUUUGUGCGGGACAAUGUAAGGGGGGCAGUGGGUGGAGCUGAGGAGUGGGGUCCCCCUGUGCUCCUGGUGGAUGACCUCAGUGUGGUCCUGAGUCUGGGGGUCAGUGUUGGGGCGGCGCUGGACUUCAGUCAUUACUGCAGAGCCACUGUCUGCUCUGAGCUGCAGGGCAGCAUGGUGAUGUUGGUGCGAUGUGAGGCAGAAGAAGAAGAGGAGAGUGAUGAUGAAGGCUCAGAGCGGCUCCUGAGGGGCCUUAUACACCAGUGCAGCCUCACACUCCAAGUACAGGGUCUUCCCACCGGCUACUGCAGGGACAUCCACGGACAAGUGGAAGUGUGCUGGCGAGGACAAUGUGACAAGCAGCAGGCCCAGAAGAAACUCUUCCAGUACAAGGUCCAUGACAAGGGGGCUUCCUUUUUCGCCAGGGGGAUGUCCAGUGCAGUCCUUUGAGCCCUCAAUGCCUCCCUUCCCUCACCUCUCAGUUACAUGGCUCUCUGGGCUCAGCCAUAGAGAAUGAUAGAGACCUCUAGUGGCCAAAAGGCUAUAUUAUCAUGGGCGGCUAUUGGACCUCCGCCAUUUUAAAGUAGUCAACCUCAUGGAACUUCCAACUCCAUUGGCUGAUCCCUCAUGGUGACUGUUGGAAUCAUGUCCAAUUGGGUCAUCAGAAGGGAUCAGUCAAUUGUGAAGAAGAAAAUGGACUACUUCAAAAUGGAGAUGCCUUAAUGGAGCUGCCUAUGCUGUCAUAUAUGUAAUGGCACAGCUACAAAGAUGGUCAUGAUCAUGAAACAGGUCGGGAUCAGUUUUGAACUGGAGAUGUGGUAUUGAAUUGAACAUUGGAUUUCCGCUUUAAAACCAACCCAGCAGAUGCAUUGCAAAGCUGACAUAGGAAGCCUGGGUGAAUAGGUAAUUUCUCAAGCGACAUGUGAACUGACCUGACUAGGUUGCACUUGUGUUAUACAAAACAAUAAACGGCACUUUUAAGACCA